UUCUCUUCCUCCAAACCCUAACCCUAACUUUCUCUCUCCUCAAUUUCUUCUCCCGCACUUCUUCUCCCAAUACCUCCGCUCCAUGAUUUUGUAACAAAUUGCUCUUCAUCAAUGGAUUCAUCAACGAAUAAUCUCUUCGAAACAGCAUCGCAACCGGAUACAGGAAACGACGAUGCAUACACUUUUCUCGAAUUCAACACUCAAGGUGUAGAUGCAGAAGAUGACGAUGAUUUCUCUUAUCCUCAAUUCAACGAACUUUCUCAACCAAUUCGUUCUUCUUCUUCUUCUUCCGCUUUUAUUUUGCCUACUCCUUCCGAGUCCACUGUUGGGGGCCUCGCUGAUAUCAAGGAUUCAUCUUCUCCAAGAAAACAGCAACAAUCACCUUCUGAAGCUCCAACGAAAACUGGUCUUCGAAGUGGAGUGGCUUUGGCUGUCGAUGCAUUGGCGGCAGGGAUGAGUGGGUUGAAUUUUGAGGAGACUGCUGGUGAUGAAGAUGGGUUUGUUGAUCAAUUUGGGAAAGGUAUUGGGGAUUUCACUGAGCAUGCUUGUAGGUAUUGUGGUGUUCAGAAUCCUGCUUGUGUUGUGAGGUGUAAUGUUCCGUCUUGUCGUAAGUGGUUUUGUAAUUCUAGAGGGAAUACUUCUGGUUCUCAUAUCGUCAGUCAUCUUGUUAGAGCAAAGCACAAAGAAGUUUGUUUACAUAAAGAUAGUCCAUUAGGAGAAACAAUUCUUGAGUGUUACAACUGUGGUUGCCGUAAUGUUUUCCUACUUGGGUUUAUUUCUGCAAAGUCAGAGAGUGUAGUCGUUCUUCUGUGUAGGGAACCUUGUUUGAGUGUCAAUGCUCUGAAGGACAUGAACUGGGAUUUGAGUCAAUGGUGCCCUCUUAUUGAUGAUCGCUGUUUUCUUCCCUGGCUUGUCAAGGUUCCAUCUGAACAAGAGCAACUGCGGGCCAGACAGAUAAGCGCACAACAAAUAAAUAAGAUAGAAGAGCUUUGGAAAACUAAUCCUGAUGCAUCUUUGGAGGAUCUUGAAAAACCUGGUGUUGAUGAUGAACCUCAGCAAGUUGCUUUGAAAUAUGAAGAUGCUUACCAGUAUCAAAAUGUAUUUGCUCCGCUCAUCAAACUUGAAGCUGAUUAUGAUAAGAUGAUGAAAGAAUCUCAAAGUAAGGAUAAUUUGACAGUGCGGUGGGAUAUUGGUCUUAAUAAGAAGCGCAUUGCAUAUUUUGUUUUCCCAAAGGAGGAUAAUGAGUUGCGUCUUGUACCUGGUGAUGAAUUGCGGCUACGUUAUUCAGGAGAUGCUGCCCAUCCUGCAUGGCAGUCAGUUGGUCAUGUGAUCAAGUUAACUGCACAAGAGGAGGUUGCUCUUGAGCUCCGCACAAGUCAGGGAGUUCCAGUUGACAUAAAUCAUGGUUUCAGCGUUGAUUUUGUUUGGAAGAGUACAAGCUUUGAUCGGAUGCAAAAUGCUAUGAAAACAUUUGCAGUGGAUGAGACUAGUGUUAGUGGGUAUAUUUAUCACCAUUUGCUGGGGCAUGAAGUUGAGAUGCACGUUGUUCGUAAUACUUUGCCUCGUCGAUUUGGUGCUCCAGGCCUUCCAGAGCUUAACGCAUCCCAGGUUUUCGCUGUAAAGAGUGUCCUUCAAAAGCCCAUAAGUUUGAUCCAAGGACCCCCUGGCACUGGAAAAACUGUAACAUCUGCUGCUAUUGUAUAUCACAUGGCCAAACAAGGUCAGGGACAGGUAUUGGUCUGUGCACCAAGUAACGUGGCUGUGGAUCAAUUGGCUGAAAAGAUAAGUGCUACUGGUUUGAAGGUUGUUAGACUCUGUGCAAAGUCAAGAGAGGCCGUCAGUUCUCCUGUUGAACAUCUUACUCUUCACUAUCAGGUUCGGCACCUUGACACAUCAGAGAAGAGUGAGCUUCAUAAGUUACAACAACUAAAGGAUGAACAAGGAGAAUUGUCAAGCAGUGAUGAGAAGAAGUACAAAGCACUGAAGAGAGCAACAGAGAGGGAGAUAGCUCAAAGUGCUGAUGUUAUAUGUUGCACUUGUGUUGGAGCUGGUGAUCCUCGCCUAGCAAAUUUUAGAUUCCGUCAGGUGCUUAUUGAUGAGUCUACCCAAGCGACAGAACCAGAAUGUCUCAUACCGCUGGUUCUUGGAGCAAAGCAGGUGGUUCUUGUUGGUGACCACUGUCAACUUGGUCCGGUGAUUAUGUGCAAAAAAGCUGCUCGAGCUGGAUUGGCUCAGUCUCUUUUUGAACGCCUUGUGUUACUUAAUGUGAAACCCAUCAGGCUACAGGUUCAAUAUCGUAUGCAUCCAGCUCUCUCAGAGUUUCCUUCCAAUAGUUUCUAUGAAGGUACUCUCCAGAAUGGUGUGACAAUCAAUGAAAGACAAUCAUCAGGAAUUGAUUUUCCUUGGCCAGUACCAAACCGUCCAAUGUUCUUCUAUGUCCAGAUGGGGCAAGAGGAGAUAAGUGCGAGUGGAACAUCCUACCUUAACCGCACUGAGGCUGCAAAUGUUGAGAAAAUAGUGACUUCUUUCUUAAGGAGUGGUGUUGUUCCUAGUCAGAUUGGGGUUAUCACACCUUAUGAAGGACAAAGGGCUUACAUAGUGAACUAUAUGUCAAGGAAUGGUGCUCUGAGGCAGCAACUUUAUAAGGAAAUUGAGGUGGCUAGUGUUGAUUCAUUUCAAGGAAGAGAGAAGGAUUACAUUAUUUUAUCUUGUGUUAGGAGUAAUGAACAUCAGGGUAUUGGUUUUCUCAAUGAUCCUCGUAGGCUUAACGUUGCACUGACACGUGCCCGUUAUGGAAUUGUCAUCUUGGGGAAUCCAAAAGUUUUGAGCAAGCAGCCACUCUGGAAUGGCUUAUUGACUCAUUAUAAGGAGCAUGAGUGCUUGGUUGAAGGACCUCUGAGUAACUUGAAGCAAAGUAUGGUUCAAUUUCAGAAACCCAAAAAGAUUUAUAAUGAUCGAAGACUUUUCUAUAGUGCAGCGGCCAGCACUGUGCCGAAUGAUAAUUUUGUACCAGUUACAACUAUUGGUCCAAAUGGUGACAGGCGAGGCAGUCGGGCUAGAGGUUAUAUGCCACCUGGAGCGCCGAACGGUACUCACAAGCCAGCAGUGCAUCCUGCAGGAUUCCCUCUUGGCCGUGUUCCUCUUCCUCCUUAUCAUGGUGCACCACCAUCACAGCCAUAUGCCAUCCCUUCGCGUGGUGCAGUACAUGGUCCUGUUGGAGCAGUUCCUCAAGUACCUCAGCCUGGAAGCCGUGGUUUCGGUGCUGGUCGUGGCAGUGCUGCCCCUAUUGGCAGUCAUCUACCGCACCAGCAAGCUUCACAGCAACCUGUAGGGAGUCUUGGGCCUAAUUACAUCUUUCCUUUGGAGAGUCCAAAUGGCCAACAAUCUGGGGGUGGUCCAUUGUCGCAACCUGGUUUUGUUUCUAAUAUGUCUGUUCAAGGAGCUUGCCAAUCUUUCCGUGAUGGAUUUUCAAUGGGGGGCAUGUCACAGGACUUCUUGGGCGAUGAUUUCAAGAGUCAAGGAUCACAUGUUCCUUACAAUAUUGCAGAAUUCUCAACACAGGCUUCACAAACUGGAUAUACUGUGGAUUAUGCUACACAAGGCGGACAGACUACCUUCCCUGGAAGCUUCUUGAACCAGAACUCUCAAGCUGGAUACUCUCGUUUUGGUAGUGGGAGUGACUUUUUGUCUCAGGAAUAUGUGGCUCAUGGAUCCCAAGGUCUUUUCACUCAAGUUGGCUUCAAUGAUCAAUCUCAGGAUGACAAUUCACAGGGUCAGUUCGAUGUUGGAAAUGCGAACUCUCUUCAAUCACAGACCUUGAUAAAUCCUUUGUAUUCCCAACCGUUCACGCAUUACAACACUCGGCCCGUGAAUUUGUCGAAUGCUCAGUCUCAGCCUAAACAGCAGCCUGCUCAGCAGGGUCUUAGCUCACAGAACCAGAAAGCUCAUUUCAGUGGUUGAGGGUGGAAUUGUUUUGGCCAAAGAUGGGAUAGCCUUCAAUAUCAGCGACUGGGUUUUUCUACACCCUGUGCCACCACUACAUUAUUAAAAAGGGAACAAGAGUUUCUGCUUGGGUGAGGUUACAUGUGAUUUUUGCCUCUACCUCAAUACUAAGUUUUUGAAGGAUAUUUAAGUCUGAAUGACUUUCGGCUUUUGGCUGUGGAAACCCUAAUAAUGCUGUGGAGGAAAAGGAUGAUCUCUCUUUAUCGGCCCUGACUAUUCUCUUGAGAAAAGACAAAAAUGUCAUUUUUUGUGGGAGAUAUUGUUACAUGAAAGGGUUCGGAAGUGAAAGCAAACAUUUGGUGAACGUACAUGAUAAAGCCCCUCCUAAUCAUAUCAUACAGAAAAAGCAACUAAAGACAGGAUUUUGUACAGCAGUGCAGGGAAAGAAUACCAUUUUACCAAACCCUUUCAGCUUUUCGUGACAUGUAAUUAUACUCUUAUGAAACCAGUGAUAUAGUUUGAAUAGAAAUCAUGGCGAUUAUUUGGUGUG
This is a messenger RNA of Amaranthus tricolor (Joseph's coat), 4492 nucleotides long. RefSeq names its product regulator of nonsense transcripts 1 homolog. Gene Ontology annotation, biological process: nuclear-transcribed mRNA catabolic process, nonsense-mediated decay. NCBI's taxonomy places the organism in Eukaryota, Viridiplantae, Streptophyta, Magnoliopsida, Caryophyllales, Amaranthaceae. Gene Ontology annotation, cellular component: cytoplasm. The record is from RefSeq and is a predicted model, not a curated record. The transcript has 29 exons. Gene Ontology annotation, molecular function: DNA binding; hydrolase activity; ATP binding. Bases 112 to 3960 code for a protein of 1282 amino acids.